Molecule: messenger RNA, 4029 nt
Organism: Lemur catta (Ring-tailed lemur)
Lineage: Eukaryota; Metazoa; Chordata; Mammalia; Primates; Lemuridae
Gene: MANEA
Product: mannosidase endo-alpha
Exons: 5
Coding region: 185-1558 (457 amino acids)
Cellular component (GO): Golgi apparatus
Molecular function (GO): alpha-mannosidase activity
Source: RefSeq, a predicted model, not a curated record
UCGGGUCUCCCGGAACGCCCUGCGCGCGCCCUAGGGGAGGUGGGGCUGGCUGGGCUCGCAGCGUGGCGCCCGAGGCUUUCUCUGUAGUCCCAGCUUCAACCGCCCUGCCGGCCGAGUGCCCGAUGGUGGCCGAUCCCCAGACCCCGCAAAACAUUUACUAUUUUGGAGUUUAAAGCAUGUCAUCAUGGCAAAGUUUCGGAGAAGGACUUGCAUCAUUUUGUCACUUUUUAUUCUAUUUAUUUUUUCUCUGAUGAUGGGUUUAAAAUUGCUGAGACCAAAUACAGCUACUUUUGGAGCUCCUUUUGGACUUGACCUUCUUCCAGAACUUCAUCAGCGAACUAAUCAUUUGGGGAAAAAUUUUGAUUCCCCAAAGAGCGACAGAAUCAACAGUGAAACAAAUAGCAAGAACUUAAAAAGUGUUGAAAUCACUAUGAAACCUUCCAAAGCCUCUGAACUUAACCUGGAAGAACUACCACCUCUGAAUUAUUAUUUACAUAUAUUUUAUUACAGUUGGUAUGGAAAUCCACAAUUUGAUGGUAAAUAUGUACAUUGGAACCAUCCAGUGUUGGAGCAUUGGGACCCUAGAAUAGCCAAGAAUUAUCCACAAGGGAGACACAACCCUCCGGAUGACAUUGGCUCCAGCUUUUAUCCUGAGUUGGGAAGUUAUAGUUCUCGGGAUCCUUCUGUUAUAGAAACUCACAUGAGACAAAUGCGUUCUGCUUCAAUUGGUGUACUAGCCUUGUCUUGGUACCCACCUGAUUCAAGUGAUGAGAAUGGAGAACCUACUGAUAACUUGGUACCAACCAUUUUGGAUAAAGCUCAUAAAUAUAAUCUGAAGGUCACUUUUCACAUAGAACCAUAUAGCAAUCGAGAUGAUCAAAACAUGUACAAAAAUGUCAAGUAUAUUAUAGACAAAUACGGAAAUCAUCCAGCCUUUUACAGGUACAAGACGAGGACCGGCAAUGCUCUUCCGGUGUUUUAUGUCUAUGAUUCUUAUAUCACCAAGCCUGAAAAAUGGGCCAAUCUGUUAACCACCUCAGGGUCUCAGAGUAUUCGCAAUUCACCUUAUGAUGGACUGUUUAUUGCACUUCUAGUAGAAGAAAAACAUAAACACGAUAUUCUUCAAAGUGGUUUUGAUGGAAUUUACACAUAUUUUGCCACAAAUGGGUUUACUUAUGGCUCAUCCCAUCAGAAUUGGGCUAGCCUAAAAUUCUUUUGUGAUAAGCACAACUUAAUAUUUAUCCCCAGUGUGGGCCCAGGAUACAUAGAUACCAGCAUCCGUCCGUGGAAUACUCAAAACACUCGGAACCGAAUCAAUGGGAAGUAUUAUGAAAUUGCUCUGAGUGCUGCACUUCAGGCCCACCCCAGUUUAAUUUCUAUCACCUCUUUUAAUGAGUGGCAUGAAGGAACUCAGAUUGAAAAAGCUGUUCCCAAAAGAACCAGUAAUACAGUAUACCUAGAUUACCGCCCUCAUAAACCAGGUCUUUAUCUGGAACUGACUCGUAAGUGGUCUGAAAAAUUCAUUAAGGAAAGAGCAACUUACACAGUAGAUCACUAGCUGCCUAUUUCUUAAUGCAUUGAUUCAAAUUUAAUAAUUAUCAAAUCAACUAAUUUUAAUAAAUGCCUUUGUUUUGAGUUAUGGCAAGAAAACUGCCAAAAUUAGUAUGCACUAUUACUGUUAUCUUUAAGAAAAAUAAUUUUUUACUUUUUUAGAGAUGAUAGUAUCAUUGCCACCUUUCACAAUACUGCACUCGGAAAAUAUCUGAGAGACAAGUUGUGCGAAUAACAUUCCUUAUGGCAUAAUUUACUGCAUUUCUGACUGAAAGUGAAAUUCUGAUUUGAUGGCAAUUUAAUGUUAUUUCACAGUAGAUAAAUGCUUUUGUUACCUAAAGCAGUUAGUGUACAGGUAAAUCAUUCUUGCAUCCUAAGCCCAAAGAAAUAGAACUGCUGUGUGUAUUUGGCAUAUCUAUUGGAAAAAAAAAAAAAAAACCUUAAAAGAUAAUGGACAUGUUUCAGUUCUAAUUUUUUUCAGUGCUUCAAUCAACUUUAUUGUGUUAGUAUUCAGACUCUGAAUAACUCUCCAAUAAUCAUGAAAUUCUUAUGAUAAAUAAUAAAAUCACUUUACCUUCUCUCAAUUUUGCUAUGAACCUAAAACUACUUUAAAUAAUAGUUUAUUUUUAAAAAUUAAAAAAAAAUUAGAUACCAUAAGCCUUACUGUGACCACAUUGUGUUAGGAAGGCCUGUUUUCUUCAGCACAAUAUGCAUCAUCAUUUGCAGAUUUUUGGUUACCUAAAGCAUGCUAAGUGUUUUGCAUGUAUACUGUUUCUGCUUUACUAUGCUGAAUUCCAGAUUUUAGAACCUAGGGAAAAUACUUUUAUAAAAGUUAAUGAUUACUUCUCAAUUAUUAGGAGUUGUUUCACGAUUAUUAUGAAGAUAUGAUGCCCAAAAUGUUAAUAUUGUUAAGAUACUUUAUCAAUCUUUAACUUGUUUCUAUUAUUCAUGUCUUUAAAUUUAAUCAGAGAUCAGCUAUCAUAUAAGAAACCAGAAAGUUAAUACUGUCAUUGGAUUGUCUUUUAAUAUUUUAAGUUAAAAAAAGUUUUUACCAAAAGUGAUAGGGAAAAUUUACUUACCAUUUUAGAUUUUAGAAACAUGGAAAUGAGAAUUUUUUUGUAUCUAAAAUGAGUCCUGAAGUUGGGCUUUACAUUAAGUUUAACACUUUAUAACAAUGAUGAAAAUAAUAUUUCUAAAAGUCACUAUUAUAAAUUUUUCUAUAUAUUAAAUAAUGUCUUCAUUUUAAAAAGUUAUACUUUUAUUCUUGCAGGUUAAAAUACAUGUGAUUGAUAGCUGUCACAUUGUGACUGAUUGAUUACUUAUAUGCUAAAAAUAAAUCCCUUUAAAAACUAAAUAAUAAAAUACACUUUGUUCUUAUAGUUAAUAUAACUACAGUAAAAAAUCUAACAUAUAUCCUAUUACGUAAAUCUUUUCUUAGAUAUUUAAUCCUAUUAAAAGGAACAAUAGGGUAAUGCUAAAAAGCAAUGCCUAUAAAUCUUCAGCAUAUAAAGACAGCCAUUCAGAAACAUAAAUUAGCAUGGAAAUUUGUUAUAAAAUAACCCAUGAGAUGAUAAAAUUUACUUUUAAACAAUGAUGUUUAAGUAAAAUAUCGUGUUUUUGAAAAGAGACAUCAUUAAUGUUAUUUGUAACUUAAGGAAUUGCUAUUUCUCAGAGAAUGAUCAGGCCAUAGGAAAUUAGUACAAUAGUAAUAAUACUAUUAUUUUCCAGGGGAAAGCAAAAGAAUAAAUCACCAUAAUGAUAUUUUAAUAUAACCAAGCGCCUUCAAGGAACAACAAUACAGAUAUAACCUGUGGAUUUUUCUCUUAUAUCCAGUUAACCACUAUAUGAUAUUUUGUGGGUAAAUUAUAAAUAGGUCAUACCUAAUAAUCUCUUAUAAAAUACCAUGUUUUAUUAAAGUGUUGUUAGAGAUGACUUUUUCUCAUUGCUUAUGGAGUAUAUUUGAACCCACCAUGAUACAAAAUAAGUUUUAUGAAGUAGUUCCUAGAUUAAGGGAAAGUCUAUAAAAACAAGGUCAAUAAAUCCUCAACACAGAUACCACCACUUUCCAUCUUGUUCCCAUUGUAGACACAGAUAAUUCACUACCGCAUACUUUACCUGUGAGCUUUGUUGUGAUUCCCCAGUAUGUUACUCCAACCGGCCAGUAACACUAAGAUUUCAAAGUAAGAUAAAACAGAAUCUGUCUUCAUUCCAGAAUGUUAUUCUCAAAGGAAGGAUGUGCAGAAUCUGAUCAGUGUUCACUAGUUUAUAAUUAUUAAUAUAUGAAUAUCUGUUUCUUUUCUCCUUUUGAAAAAAAUAAUUCUAAUUAUCCCUCAGUAUCUCUGGAGGAUUGAUUGGUUCCAUGAACUCCUGUGGACACCAAAAUCUGCUGAUACUCAAGCCCCCAAAAUAAAAUGGCAUAGCAGUUGCAUGUAACUUAUGCACAUCCUCCCAUACGCAUUAAAUUAUCUCUAGAUUACU